Molecule: messenger RNA, 7911 nt
Organism: Cavia porcellus (domestic guinea pig)
Lineage: Eukaryota; Metazoa; Chordata; Mammalia; Rodentia; Caviidae
Product: zinc finger protein 20-like
Exons: 10
Coding region: 415-1002 (195 amino acids)
Biological process (GO): regulation of DNA-templated transcription
Source: RefSeq, a predicted model, not a curated record
CCCCGCCUCGCCCUCGCAGUGCAUGCCGGUCUUCUGCUUGGAGUCGCCAUUUUGCCGCUAGAGAUGCUGUCUGAAGACCAGUGCUCUCUUCCUUCAGUGGCCUAGGCUGCAUCGGGGUCUGAGCUGGGGUCUGGGCCAGGGCAUGAAAGUUCUCAAAUGUUCUGACGUGGACCUGGAACGCAGCUCCCCAAGCAGCAGACAUGUAGUUCUUGAACAGACUGCCUGGACCAUGGUCUGAGGAAGGAGUUCCUUUCCCUGUUUAUUUUUGACUCAGAAAGAAUACAGUACAGCAGCAGUCAAUCAGUGAUGAAGAGGCGGGCUAUAUGAAAUGUCCAAUCAGGUGAGCCGUUGAAGGAAGUCUCUUCCUGCGUGUAGACAUUGUUUACCUGUUUGGAACACAAAACUUGGAGCAGAAUGCUUGCUGGAUCUCAUUUACUGGUUUCGAAGUCCUGUGGCCUGAUUAGCAAAGCAUCUGGGAGACCCUCUAGCCACGGAAUGGAGCCAGUGACCUUUGAGGAUGUGGUCAUGAACUUCAGCAAUGAGGAGUGGGCUUUGCUGAGUCCAUCCCAAAAGAACCUCUACAGAGAUGUGGUGGGUGAAACCUUUAGGAACUUGACUGCAAUAGGAAGACUUGGGGAUAUCCAGGAAGCUAAAAAAGAAUGCAAGAUUUACUGGAGAUACUUAAGAAAUGACAAGCUAGGAAAGUCCUAUGGACAUACAUCUUGGAAUCAGUGUAAAGAAGUAUUCCUUUGUACUGCAGAAGGAUUUUCUGUUCUUUCAAAGAGCAGUAGCAGCCAGUCUCCUCCAGAAAUGUUUGGCCAAGCAGAAUCUGAUGCACUGAUCGGAAAGACCCAGAGUACUCACUGGUUGAUCCCAGAGCUGUUGAGGUCAUUGGAUGUGGAGCUGGCACAAGAUCUAGAUUCCUGCUGUGGAUACCUUGGAAGCCUGUGGAAUGACUCUCCGGUGUCCUUCACAAUGAAGAGAACAGCUUCACCCAAGUGACAGAUCCAUGUACUCAUUUUUCUCCAUCUCUGGAUCUCUGGCUGUGGGGAAGCUACCGCUGUCUCUGAAGAUUGCAAGAGGAGAGGCUGAUGAGCUUUGAGUGAGAAAAGGGGAAACACUCCAAAAGGAAUCAGGCUUUUGCCUUGGAUCCUGCCUGUAAGCAAGAGGCAGAGCCUGAGAGAAAAUUUUGCCCUAGUGCCAUCUCCCCUUAGUCUGUCUUCACAGAGAUAUGAUGGUAGCAGACCCAGCAAAGCCUCCUGGAUUCCUGAUACACAGCAACUCUGAGAGAACAGAGUUUAUCUCUUAUAUGAACUGACCUGUCUUCUAUCACACGUGUCUUGUCAUAUUUUGAAAAUGUAUGUAAUGACUGGACAGAAUUUAACCUCUCUGCCUUCUUUCACCAAUCAUAGUCAUUAAAGAUUAUGUACAGUGAGAUUUCUGUACAGUAUUUUCUUAUGGAUUUUCUUUAGUAGGUUCUCACUUCAUGGUUUGCUGUGAUUUGUUUAUUCAUUCAAAUGUUAUUGGAUAUUCACAUUGCAGUUUUCAGUUGUUGGAAACAAAGUUGAAGUGAAUAUCUUAUAAAAUUCUCUUCAUGACGUAGAGGAUUGUACGCACAGAAUCCUAAGAUAGUCAGAUGAGUUAAUCUGAAAUAAAUGCCAAAUGGUAUCUGAAGUGAAUGUACCCCAAGCAAGACAGAAGAAAUUUCCUUCGUGCACUUCCUCACCAUUACCAGUGUGUUUUGAUCAAAAAUGAAAGUCUCCCUUGUGCUCUUCAAAAAAUAAACAGGGUUUCUCUUGUGGGAUGAAUAUUCACUUACCUGGUAAUUGACAAUGAUAGGAGGCAUGUAGAAACUGGAAAGGGUUCAUGUGACUGCCUAGUGCAUGUUGAAGGCCUUAGAAGUGAUAGACUUGUGAGUCCACUCGAGGACUUGGAAUCACAGCUGGCUCCUGUGAUUCACACUGCAGGACCCAGGGAGUACAGGCUUCUCCUGAAGUUAAGGCCCCAUGACUAGGACAGUUCUUGUGAGAGUUACUUUGUAUUGCAUGACAGGCCUAUGACUUGACAGAAGAUGGAGGUAGAGGAGCCCCUAGCCCAAGCAGGGGGACUGUUCCUCUCUGCCCAUAAUACAUGUGUACAAUCUAGACAGCUUUGGAAAAUGGGAGUGGCCGAAAGAGUUAAAGCAAAACGUGAGUGAAACAGUCACACCAUGGGUGUUAUACCUAUGGGAAAAUGACAAAAAGAAAAGGCAAAAUGCAAUCUCAAACAUCUCGUCCAUCAGGAGCAAGAACAACCGACAUUGAAAUAGAGGACUUUAAAAGUCAUGAAUCAGAAACUUCAAAGAUAGCAAAUGAAGUAAAGAAACAAAUCCAUGAAGCUAUAGAGGAAAUCAAAUUAGAAAUAAUGUCUCAUGUAAAGAAAUAACAGAAGUAACUACUGUAGUAAACAAGUUACUUAACAUAGCAAGAGAAGAAAUUGAUAAAAACAAAAAAUACAGGAGCAUGGUAAAUUGAAACUAUGAAUGAACAAUGUAGAAAACAAGCAGAAUCUACAAAACAUAUGCAAAGAGAUAUCCAAGCAACAAAAAAAUAUAUUGAAAGCUGGCAAUACCAUUUAAAUGAAGCUCAGGAUAGAAUUUCAUAAUUUGAAGACAGUAUUGCAGGGAGUGAUCAUGAAAGUGUAGAACAUAUAAAAAUAGCAAAGCAUCAUGAAAUGACAAUCCAGCAGCUUCAACAUGAUGCCAAGAGAAGCAAUGUAAGACUAAUAGACAUCAGUGAAGAUGCAGGAGUCAAUGCAAAUGACAUAACUAAGCUGUUCACAUAAAUAACAACAGAAAAAUUUCCAAACAUGAGGAAAAUUCUGAUAUACAAAAAAGUGAGACACACAAAGUCCAAAACAGUCACAACAAACAUAGGUCUAUGGUCAAACAUAUAAUAAUUAAGAUCCCAGACAUACAGCUUAAAAACAGAAUACUAAAACUGUUAAAGACAAGACACAACCCACCUGUCCAGGAAAGACUAUGAUUACCAUUAAGGCAAACUUUUCAGCACAAACCUUCAGGUUAAGAUGAGCUUGGAGUGAACAAUUUCAAGCCCUAACAGAAAACAACUUUCAACCUAGACUGAUGUACCCAGAAAAAGUGUCUUUCAAAUUUAAUGGAGAAACAGGGUACUUCAAUGACAAAGAACAAGUGAAGAAAUUCAUGCCCACCAAACCAACCCCAGAAGGAUUACUGAAAGACAUGCUAGAUAGAAAGAAAAAUGACCACAAUCUCCAGAACAACAGAAAGAAAUGACCAGGCUGGGCAAGAAAUUGAAUAAGGGAGAAAAGCAGGAAAUCAACAACAAGAAUACAACAUGGCAAAUCAAGUCAGUACAUAUCAGUGAUAUCCAUAAAGGUAAAUGGGCAUAACUCACCUAUAAAAAGAAAUAGGUUGACAGAAUGGAUCAAGAAACAGGACCCCACAGUGUACUGUACAAACACAUCUUACUCAAAAUUCAUAGAUUAAAAGAGAAAGGAUGGAAAACAGUUUUACAUGAAACAGGAACCAAAAAAAAAAAAGCGGGGUAGCUAUUCUGUUUGUAGAAAAUGUGAACUUUAAACCUAAAAUAUUUAAAGGAGAUAAAGAAGGCCACUAGAUACAUGUAAGUGAGAAAAUGCAAGAGGAAGAAUUACAAAUAUAUAUGCACCAAAUACAGGAGCACCCAACUAUACACACAAAUACUAAUGGAUAUGAAAAACCAAGUACAAAUAUAUAAUUUGCAGUAGGAGACUUUAACACACCACUGUUAGAGAUAGAUCAAUGAGACAAAAAGUCAACAAAGAAAUAACAGCACUGAAUAAUACCUGUGAGCAAAUGGACUUGAUGGAUGUUUACAGAGUGUUCCACCCAACCACAUCAUAAUUUAUAUUAGAAUACAUAUUCUUCUUAGCUGUACAUGGGACCUUCUCCAAAAUAGAUCAUAUAUUAACCCACACAAUGUGCUUAACUAAGUGCAAAAGGAACUAAAUUAUCCCAUGCAUAAUAUCAGAACAUAUCUCAGUAAAAUUGGAAAUCAAUGGCAAAAAAGUGCAAAGCAUUCAUAUACAUGGAAAUUAAAUAACAACUUUCUGAAUAACCAGUGUGUUACAGAUGAAAUUAAAGGGCAAACAAUACAAUACUUACAAUACAGUGAAAACGCAGAUACAACAUAGUGUAACCUAUGGAGCGUAAUAAAGCAGUCCUCAGAGGGAAAUAUAUAACAAUAAAUAGUCACAUGAAGAAAAUGGAAUGAACACAAAUAAAUAACCUAAUGCUACAUGUCAAGUUUCUCGAAAAAGAGCAAGUCAAACCCAACACUGAUAGAAGAGAGGAAAUUUUAAAGAUUAGAGCAGAAAUUAAUGCAAUUGAAACUGAAAAAAAAUGUUACAAAGAAUUAAGGAAUCAGUUGGGGUGUAUUUGAGAGAAUAAACAUAAUUGACAAUCCCCUGGCCAGCCUUAUCAAGAAAAAGAAAGAAAACUAAAAUCCACCCAAUAAUGACUGAAAAGAGGGAAAUUACUACAGAUUCCAUGGAAAUUCAAAAUUUCAUGAAUACCUACUCUGAAAAUCUCUAUUCACAGAGAGUUGAAAGCUCAGAGGAAAUGGACAGAUUUCUAACCUCAUGAACUAUCAAAGCUCAAUAAAGAAGAUAAAAUAAUUUUGAAUAACCCAGCAUCAGCUACUGAAAUUAAAAACAAUUCAAAAACUUACCAAAAGCCCAGGUUCUGAUGAAUUCAUGGCUGAAUUCCAUACAAACUUUAGAGAUCAAACUUCAAUACUCCUUAAACUCUUCAAUGAAAUUGAAAGACAAUCAGUCCUGCCUAACUUCAUUCUUAGAAGCAAGUAUCACUCUGAUACCAAAAUCAGAAAAAGACCCAACCAAUAAGGAGAACUAAAUGCCAGUCUCACUCAUGAACAUUCAUGCAGAGAUUCUCAAUAAUAUAUUAGUAAAUAGAAUGCAGCAAAUCAGCAAGAAGAUUAUACAUUAUGACCAAGUGUGAAUACGUCAAUAAAUGAAAUACUCCACAUUAACAGAGCCAAAACUAAAAAUCACAUGAUCAUCUCAAAAGAGGCAGAAAAAGCUGUUUAUAGAGUCCAAAACCUGUGCAUGAUGAAAAGCCUACAGAAACUUGGAAUAGAUGGUAUCUACCUCAAUCUCAUAAAGACCAUUGAUGGCAAACCUACGGCCAACGUUAUACUAAAUGGACAAAAAUUGAAAGCCUUCACACUAAAAUCAGGAAGAAGACACAGAUGUCCACUAUCACAACUCCUCUUCAAUAUAGUUCUGCAAGUAUUAUUCAGAGCAAUGAGACAAAAGGGUGAAGUAAGAAGAAUAAAAAUAAGUUAAAUUAUCAUUACUUGCAGAUGACAUGAUAUUUCACAUAGAAGACCCCAAAAACUCCAUUAGAAAACCACUAAAGGUAAUAAACAAAUUCAGCAGCCUAGCUGGAUACAAAAUGAAUGCUCAAAAAAAUCAAUAGCAUUCCUGUACCCAAACACCAUGAGAGAGAAAUUAUGGAAAUAUCACCUUUCAUAAUAGCACCUAAAGUAAUGAAAUACUUAGUUAUCAACCUAGCCAAGAAUAUAAAAGGGUUAUGUGCUGAAAAUUAUACUACUCUAAAAAAAGAGAUUGAGGAGGAUAUUAGAAAAUUGAGGGAUAUUCCUUGAUUGUGGUUAGGAACAACCAACACUGUGAAAAUGGCGAUACUCCCAAGACUGUUACACAGAUUCAAUUCAGUCCCAAUCAAAAUACCAUUAACAUACCUUGCAGAUCAAAAGAAAAUAUUCCUACAAUUCACCUGGAAACAGAAGAAACAUUGAAUAGCAAAGGCGUUUUUGAGUAACAAAGGCAAGACAGGAGGGGUCUCAACUCCUAACUUAAAACUAUACUACAGAGUCACAGUAAUAAAAAUCAGCAUAGUGCUGGCAGAGACCUGAGGAUCAAUGGAAUAAAUUAGAAGAUGCAAACACUACCAGCAACUUUAUAUUUGACAAAUGGGGUAAAUAUGUUCCCUAGAAGAAAGAUAGCCUCCAUAAUAAAUGGUAUUGGAAAAAUUGGCUUUCCAUAUUCUGAACACUGAAACUACAUGCAUGUUUAUCACCAUACACUAAACUAAAGUGUAAGUAGAUCAAGGAUCUAAAUACUAAAAAAGAAACACUAAAUCAACUAGAGAACAAGGUAGGUAGAAAACUUGGGGACAUUGGGGUUGGCAGAGAAUUUGUGAAUAAAAUGCAAACCACAUAGGAAAUACUUCAAAGAACCAACAACUGGGAUCUCAUAUUAUUAAAACAUUUUUGCACUUCAAAAAAAAUCAACAACUAAGUGAAAAGUAAACUCGCAAAAUGGGAAAGAAUUUUAGCAAACAGCCACUCAGACAAAGUACUUAUAUCCAGAACAUAUAAAGAACUGAAAAACACCAAGCCCCACAGAUUCGAAGACCAUCUCCACAAAUGGGCAUCAAAUAUAAACACACAGUUCUCAGACAAAGAUAUACAAAUGGCAAAUAAAUAUAUGAAAAAAUGUUCAACAUUAAUGAUCAUUUGAGAAAUGCACAUUAAGACAGCAUUGAAAUUUCCUCUCACUCCAGAAAGAAUGGCUGCCAUCAAGAAAUCAACUGAUAACAACUGUCGGUGAGACUGUGGGGAAAAGGAACAUCAAGAAUUACCCCUGUGUUCCUGGGGUAAAUCCCACUUGGUCAUGGUGUAAAAUCUUGAUGAUUUGGUGGGAGUGUAGACUGGUGCAACCACUGUGGAAAUCAGUAUUGAGAUUCCUUAAAAAACUAGGAUUGAAUGUUCCAUUCAAUCCAGUUAUUCCUUUCCUGAGUGGUUUCACAGAAAAACUAAUAAUGUCAUGUCACAGUCAUAUAUGUGCACCCAUGUUCAUAGGAGCACAAUAUGUGAUAGCUAAGACUUGAAAACAACCAAAAUGGUCCUCAGCUGCAGAGUGGAUGAAAAAUGUAUUUAUAUACAUUUUUACUACACUUUGAUAUAGAAAAGGAUGGUCUUGAGUUCUUUACAGGUAAAUGGAGGCAACUUGAGAAUAUACUCAUAAGUGAAAUAAACAACAUUCACAAUAAUAAACAUCACAUUUUGCAUAUGGUGUAAAACAUAUUAAAAAAUGACAAAGUAAUAUGAUCCAAAAAGUAUAAUAGAUAUUGUAAAGGAGAAAGGAAACUGCUCUUAAGGAUAUAAUGAUAUGUAUAGUGUGUAAGAUAGAUGUCCAUAUUACUAAAUUUCUGUUAAUCAUUUAUAAGAAAGGUUUUCACUGUAAAUGUUUGAGUGUUUAGCCACUUUUUAUGCUUUUUUGUCACUUUAACAAUUAUUUUUAAGAUGACCAUAUGUAAUGUAUCAACUAGUGAUUUUAUGAUGUUAAUUUUUUUGAGAUCUGUAUGCUACCUUUUUUAUUGUUUCCUUUAAUAAAAACAUUUUUAAAAGAAAUGGAUGUGGAGUUCUCUGCCCUCCAGGCCUUGCAACAAUACCUGCACAUGCAGUGGAGAGAAUCCUUGGGAUCCACUUCACUCUGGGUGGCCACAAGCUGGACUGCAGUGGGAUUAGUGGUAUUAUGCUUUACCUUUAUUGUGGUUGUGGUCUUUGUGUGCAUGAGUCCACCCUAUGGGUCACUUACAAUAAGCAUAUUUUCCCUGAUCUUUGAGGUGGUGGAAUGUGGAAAACCACUUCCCAUUGUUUCAACCCCAAAGGCUUUGAGGACCUGUAUGGAACUGACCCAACUGAAUAGCAUAUGCACAGCAUGGACACAAGUCUAUAAGCAGAACUUAGCAUAGACUGCGAUGGAUGCGCUAAGGUUUGUGACAGUAUGCAAGAAUGUAAUGCCUAAUGAUGAGUGAUAUUUCCAGCCUUGAUAAUAAAGAUGCUUGUUUAUUGUUGUUGCUAA